AUGCAUUCACCGAUCCUGAAUAAUUUGAAUAAAGAUUUUAAAACUUGUUCUGCUCAGAGCCAUGAUGCUUUACCAAAUUCUGAUCAGGUGCAAAUCGAUUUAACCUGCAACGAAGUGAUGCCGUUAGAAGAACUCUCAUUUAACGUAACUGAACAAAAUGAUAUAAGUUCAUCAACGUACGCGUUGCAAUGUGGUUUUGAUUCCGAUGACUGUGCGUGA
Molecule: messenger RNA, 219 nt
Organism: Parnassius apollo (apollo)
Lineage: Eukaryota; Metazoa; Arthropoda; Insecta; Lepidoptera; Papilionidae
Source: the annotation of a GenBank genome assembly